GGCACACUCUUCCUGGGCCUGGGCCCUUAUGCCCCCGCGCGGGCGCGGGUGGAUCUCCCGGGCUCCGACAUCUUCUUGGGUCACGCUCCGGCCUCAUUCUAGACGCCGGACACCUGUUUCCCCCUCACGCCCCCGGGACCGUGCCAGGCGGGACUACAUUUCCCAGGAGUCUUUGCGGCCAGGCGAGCCGUCCGGCGCUUCACGGGGCCCUGCUGACUCCAUUUCCCAGGCAGCUUUGCGGCUCCCGGGCUCUGAAGAUCACACUUCUCAGAAUCGUUUCGCUGUAGGGCCGCCGUCCCCCUCCGGAGUCUCCGAGCCUUCGAGCGACUUCGACUCCCGGAGGCCUUUGCGGCCGACUAGGGUGACUACGUUUCCCAGAGGCCUCUGCGGCGCCGCCACCGGAAGCGGCGAGCGAGUCGAGUGUCCUUGCGCGCGGAGCCGAGGGACCAUGGUGCCCCGAGUGUGGUCGCUGAUGAGGUUCCUCAUCAAGGGCAGUGUGGCCGGGGGUGCCGUCUACCUGGUGUAUGACCAGGAGCUGCUGGGGCCAAGUGACAAGAGCCAGGCUGUCCUUCAGAAGGCAGAGGAGCUCCCAGCCCCUCCAAAGUUUAACUUUCACAUCCGCGACUCCUGGAAUUCAGGCAUCAUUAAGGUGAUGUCGGCUCUGUCGGCGGCCCCCUCCAAGGCUUGCGAGUACUCCAGGGAGGGCUGGGACUACCUGAAGGAGCGAAUCAAGUAGCCUGUCAGAGGAGGCCACCUGCCCCAGCCAGGAACAGGGGCAGGGAUGCCAUAGAGCUGGAGACUCCAGACUGGGACUGAGACCCCACGCCAAGGGCAGCUCCCGGCCUUGCUGGCCCAAUAAAGGACUUUGGAAGUGUU
Herpailurus yagouaroundi (jaguarundi) is the source of this 876-nucleotide messenger RNA. RefSeq names its product mitochondrial contact site and cristae organizing system subunit 13 (gene MICOS13). Gene Ontology annotation, cellular component: MICOS complex; mitochondrial crista junction. Gene Ontology annotation, biological process: cristae formation. The record is from RefSeq and is a predicted model, not a curated record. The coding region runs from base 29 to 736 and encodes 235 amino acids. NCBI's taxonomy places the organism in Eukaryota, Metazoa, Chordata, Mammalia, Carnivora, Felidae. The transcript has 4 exons.